GACCCUUUAAAAGACCCGAAAUAUCCGUCGAGGGGUUUAGAGAGGGGUUUGGAAAUGUUGAAUUUACGCAAACGGAAUUUGGCAUGGCAGCAGCUAAGGCGGUUAUCAACGGCAAUUCGACAAAGUAUAGAAGAUGAAGGCGACUGGUUUUAUUCUUCCGAAUGGUGGGGCCCCACCACCUCCUCCGACGGCAACACAGUUUUCCGAUCAGCUUCCGGCAAAGGAAACGGCGUCGUUUCUGUCGUAGCUUACCCUUCUUCUAGACCACAAAAAUGUUACUGGGCAAGAACAGAGAAUUGGCUUCAGCAAAGGUACGAAAAGAUAUAUCCAGGGUGUGAACACGAAGGGAAUUUCAGGAUUCUUGGUUACCAAUGGCGUAAUCUUCACUUUAAUGACGAUACUCGCCAAAGCACAGUUAAAGUAAUGGCUGCUUACAGGGAAUCAGAUCCAGGUUCUAUAUACUUGAUGCAGCAGGCAGAGUGUCUCGCUGUUCCAUAUGUGAAGAGCAUGGUCUCUGCUGGGUUGGCUACCGUCGCAUCUUGUAAAUACGAUCUUGAAAGUGCAGUUUGUGGGAGAAAACCAAUGAGGAUUUUAUGCAUUGGGCAUGGUGGAGGAAGCAUACCAUUGUUUUUGGCCAAUAAAAUCCAAGGUGCUGAAGUGCACAUAGCUGAAAUCGACCCCGUGGUUAUCUCAGCCUCGGUUCAAGCAAUGGGGUUCCCAUCUUACUCGGUGAUGACCCCAUCUGGUAGCCGUGCAUACUCAACUUGUAAUCCAAUUGAAGAAGUGCAAUGGAAAGGCAUUCAUGAGAGGCUUCACUUACAUGAAUCAGAUGCUGAGAAGUUUCUCCUCAAAAACAAAAAUCUCUAUGAUCUUGUUUUCAUCGAUGCAUAUGACGGGGAAGAUAUUUUUCCUCACGAGCUGUGGAAUACACGCUCUCCAUUUCUCAAUGCUCUUGCAGAGCAACUUCACCCCGAGCAUGGAACUGUUAUCGUAAACCUUCACUCAGAUGUAGACUUCAGGGAUGCUGAUUUUAGCCCGGCCGGUGCUCACCUUUUGCCAAUGGGCAAGUAUAUUUCUAAAGUGUGCAGAGCAUACAAAGAGGUUCUCUUAGGGAGUAAGAGCUCCUAUAAUGGUCUGGCUUAUGUAGUUUCUGUGCCUUGGGUAUGUAAUACAUCUCUUGUUGUGUGUAGAGGUUUAGGGAAAUCUGGUAGGGAUAUGGUUAUGAAGACUAUCAUGUCUAAAUCCCUAGUAGUUGAGAAUAUUCUUGACUUGCCAUUUUCUUGUUUGCAGUAUCUGAAACGAGGUUUUACUUUGGUGAAUUAAUAUGAAUUGAAGUGUUUUGCCUUCUCUUCAAA
This is a messenger RNA of Nicotiana tabacum (common tobacco), 1355 nucleotides long. RefSeq lists its product as uncharacterized. The record is from RefSeq and is a predicted model, not a curated record. NCBI's taxonomy places the organism in Eukaryota, Viridiplantae, Streptophyta, Magnoliopsida, Solanales, Solanaceae.